CUCAAAAUGGGACUUUUGUUGCUAUUUCGUUCAACAUCAUCGAUCCAGACGCUCUCGCUGCGGUCGCUGCGGUCGCUGUGGAGGGAGCCUUUUUUGGCUCCCCCCUCGACCAUCAUGCUCUCUUCAGUUAUAAGUCCCAUCAUGCCGACCGUGUGCUUCCCUGCUACCGCUGCUAUCCCCACCUUUAUCUCCUACUCUGGGCUUUCCUUUGUUUGCUGUGUCGACCAUGGCGCCUCGCUCCCGACCGGUUGGAUCUGACGACAAUGAGAAUCAGAUAGAUGCCAGCUCUGAUCUGACCAAGACAUUUUCAGAUAACGGAUCUGAUAGUGACUCCACCAGCGACCCGGAACUUGAUAGUGAGGAUUCGGAUGGUGAAGAGGAACCCAGCAACGAUAUCUCCAAUGAUGAGGGCCAGCUGCUUCCUGAACACUAUUUGACCCAAGCAGAGAGCUUGAAUGUCUCCCAGCUUCGACAGCAGCGGUACAGUGAUGGCACUCAGGAAAGACUCAAUGAGACCCGCAUGUACCGGAAUAGAUAUUGUCGGCAUAUUGGUGUCAACCCGGUACAGCACUGGCAAUGGAUCUCAGACUCAGAUGAGGCAGUCUGUUUCCUGUAUGCAUUCUUUGGCUGGCGGUGUGAUAUCUGUCACAGCAAGAAUGGUUGGCACUGCCCAGGCAUUGGAUUCAAGAGCUUGCUUGACUCAUUCUGGAAGCCAUGGCAUCUUGUUCUGAAACAGGAAACGGCGUCAGGACUGAGCAAAGUUAUAAUUGUCAAGGUGCAGGAUGUCAUCGCCAUUGUUGCCAAAGAGAAAGGCCUAGAGCUCAACCGGCGGCCAAAGAAAGAACAUGAAUAUUGAAGAUGUUGCUGAGUUUGCACGCGUUCUCUUGACCACUACUGAGAUGACAUUUGACUGCAGCUGGCAGUGUAUUCAGAUCCUUUUCUUCUGUCAGCUUGCAGUGACAGCUGCAAGCCGUCCAGGGGCACUCCUCCACCUUCACUAUCAGGACAUAGCGCUCACCCUGAUCUGAGAUUCAGAGGGCAGAUGCCCUUGAUUAUUUAUUUUCUUGAAGCCGGACUUCACGAAGAGGUUCCUUGGGAAGAAGGCUGUGAAUGAGUUUAAGAUUCCAGAAAUCAUCUUGAUCCAACUUUAGUCCUCAGUCCGCAUAUAUGCUUGCUGAGUAUGCUCUUUCAUAUCAAAGGCUUCAAGAACAUUUCUACAACUGGGCCAGUAUUGGGUUCCCCGGAGAAACUCUACAGCCUUGGGGUACUGGAUGGUGUCACGAGCUCG
Aspergillus ruber CBS 135680 is the source of this 1288-nucleotide messenger RNA. RefSeq lists its product as uncharacterized. Lineage: Eukaryota; Fungi; Ascomycota; Eurotiomycetes; Eurotiales; Aspergillaceae. The record is from RefSeq and is a predicted model, not a curated record. The transcript has 4 exons. Bases 227 to 856 code for a protein of 209 amino acids.